Molecule: messenger RNA, 640 nt
Organism: Rubroshorea leprosula
Lineage: Eukaryota; Viridiplantae; Streptophyta; Magnoliopsida; Malvales; Dipterocarpaceae
Source: the annotation of a GenBank genome assembly
CUCUGCUGCUGCUACUCUGACACUCUUCUAUGAGACAUCUUGGGAGCCUACCAAAAAUCAACCCAAGUCUCAAACUGAUUUCCUUCCCCUUCAAACAAACAAAACCACUCUAAAGCUAUCAUCUUUGGUGCAAUUAAGCACUGCAAAUGUUAAUGUUACAGCAGAAGACCAAGAUAGAUUGGUUGAGGCUUGGUGGAAGCAAUACUGCUUAUCACAAUGCCAAAAUCAAGGAACGGCAUGCUAUGACCAGGAUCACAUCUUCACAAAACUCUAGGCGUAGGAUCGCUAAUGAAUAUGAAAUUUCCAGAGUUCCAAACUUCUACAAGAGUUUUCUUGAUGCAGCUGACUCAUUAGAGGAUAGACCGGGCAGUGCUUGCAAGAAGUCAUGUGGAAUAAAUGGAGAAAGUGAGGAUUUUAUGUAGAGAGGCUACAGAUGAUGAAAGAACAAAAAUUGCUAAUCUGAUUAGAAUGCUCCAUUUUUCAAGAUUCAUUCAAAAUAGUCUACAAUUUUCUUACUAGAGGUAUUAUAAUUAGUAGUUUUCUCAAUAUUUGAACAAUGAAAAAGGUUGAUUGUGUUGUAUUCCUUGUCUGAGGUAGGAAAUAGAAGAAGCAAAAUUGCUAAUACAAAUUAAGAUGAUUA